AUGGCCGGCGUCGCGGGAGGAGAGCUCGCCGCCGCCGUGCACAAGGCCGGCGGAAUCGGCUUCAUCGGCGGGGGCCACACGCCUCUCAACAGCCUUAAGGCCGAGGUCGACAAGGCGAGGUCAAGCAUCGGGCUCGCCGCCGACGACGACUUGCCAGCUAGCCUCGGCGUUGGCCUCAUCCUGUGGCGCCUCGAACCGCCCUUCCUCUCGCCCGAAGCCGCCGCGACUGAGCCCGACCGCUGGCUACGCUACGUCCUCCACACGGCGCGCGCCUCGUCCUUGUGGCUCGCAUUUCCCAAUGGCGGCGACUGGGAGGGCUGGAUCGCUCGCGCGAGGAGGAUCGAAGCCGAGCGGGAGAGGAGCGACAAGGUGCGGCUGGUCGUCAUGGUCCAGAGGGUCGAGACGGCCAAGGAGGCGCUCGAGUGGGACGGUGUCGACGCCAUCGUACUACAAGGGACAGAGUCGGGCGGUCACGGGCCCGCUCACGAGUUCGGCGCACCUCUCGCCUCUCUCACGUCUCACCUCGCCUCUCACGUUCCCAACCCGGCCUCGCCGCCUUUCGUCCUCGGCGCCGGCGGCCUCUCGUCCGCGUCGUCAAUCGCCGCCGCCCUGGCACCCGGUGUCCUCGCCGGCGUCGUACCCGGUACGGCCCUGUGCGUCGCCGACGAGGCGCUCCUGCCGCGCGCUCAGAAGGAGCUGCUCGUGCACUCGUCGACGAGCGAGUCGGUGCGCGGCAUGAGCUGGGACGAGGCAAGGGGCACGCUCGGCUGGCCUGAGGGUGUCGACGGGCGAGGGAUCAGGAACAAGACGAGCGAGGAGCCGCCAAAGGUCGCAGGGAGCGAGGAGGGGCGCGAGCGGUACUCGAGGGCGGUCAAAGAGGGCGACGUCGAGCGGGUCGUCACUUGGGCAGGUACCGGCGUCGGCGACGUCAAGCGGAUCGCUCCGGCGGAGGAGAUCGUCCGAGAGCUCAUGGCCGAGGUGGUCGGCUCGCCUCAGUUAUAG
Messenger RNA from Rhodotorula graminis WP1, 1002 nucleotides. RefSeq lists its product as uncharacterized. The record is from RefSeq and is a predicted model, not a curated record. Lineage: Eukaryota; Fungi; Basidiomycota; Microbotryomycetes; Sporidiobolales; Sporidiobolaceae. Gene Ontology annotation, molecular function: nitronate monooxygenase activity. The transcript is spliced from 5 exons. The coding region runs from base 1 to 1002 and encodes 333 amino acids.